AUGUUUUUAGCUAGGUUAACGGAUGACGGUUCAACUUCAUAUGGCGAAUAUGAUCUUCUUCCCUUUUCCAUUCUCAAUCGGAAUGGACGGAUAUCCGAUCUAAAUCACCACUGCACCACCAUUCGCUUUGCCUUCUCCUCUUCUCUCCUCCUUCAGUUUCAUUAUCUCGACCUCACACUCUUCUCCUUCGAUGCAUCGAUCGCAUCACCUUCUACUACCGUCUUCUUCAACCCGCGAUGCUCUUCAAGAACCUCUUCUCCGAUCGAAGUUAAACAAAACGAGAACCGCUACGAUGAGGAAGAUGCAGUAGAAGAUUGUUGA
This is a messenger RNA of Vicia faba (fava bean), 321 nucleotides long. The record is from the annotation of a GenBank genome assembly. Lineage: Eukaryota; Viridiplantae; Streptophyta; Magnoliopsida; Fabales; Fabaceae.